Messenger RNA from Alnus glutinosa, 1549 nucleotides. RefSeq lists its product as uncharacterized. The record is from RefSeq and is a predicted model, not a curated record. Lineage: Eukaryota; Viridiplantae; Streptophyta; Magnoliopsida; Fagales; Betulaceae. The transcript is spliced from 5 exons. Bases 1 to 1446 code for a protein of 481 amino acids.
AUGGGGGACGGGGAAAGAAUUAGAUUUUGGCAUGACUUGUGGUGCGGAGACUCGGUUUUGAAAGAAGUCUUUCCUGAUUUAUUUGGUAUUGCUCGGGUGAAGGAUGCGUCAGUGGCAGACAAUGUGGAAGUUUUGGGCGGUUCAACUCAGUGGAACGUCUUACAUGCAACCAGAGUGAACAGAGAUCGGGCAGACAGACUUUGGUGGGUGGCUUCCAAGAAAGGUUUAUUCAAGGUCAAGUCUUUUUUCAGAUCUUUGACUUGCUCUGGUGAUUCUUGGUUCCCUUGGAAGUGUGUGUGGCGGACUCAAGCACCUCCAAGGGCAGCCUUUUUUACUUGGUCUGCUGCACUAGGAAAGAUCCUUACUGUGGAUAAUCUUAGGAAGAGGCAUUUGAUCAUUGUAGACAGAUGCUGUUUAUACGCUUUCAAUAAGACUAUUAUUACUUUUCAAAAAAAAAAAUUUUGCAGCCUGAGUAUUCCAGAAAAUUACAAUGGCUUGAACUCCCUUUCAUCCCUCGCAUUGAAAAAGACAAGUUUAAAUCAAGAGGAUGUGGAUAACAUUUUGUCUAGUUGCCCAUCUUUAGAAUGGUUUAGUAUAAGCGAAUGCCGUUGUCCAUUUCGUUUAAAAUUAUCUAGUGGAUGUCGGUUUCUCAGGCUGAGGCACUUGAGGAUAUUUCGUUGCGAGCCUUUAGAAAGAGUUGAAAUUCAUGAUGCCAUAGGUAUUGCAUCAAUUGAGUAUGACGCAAAGAUGUUUGGGCAGGUCUUGUUAAAGAACAUUGCAGAACCUGUUAGACUAUGUGUGACUUUGCAGUCUAAUCGUAGAACUUUGCAGUCUGAUCGUAGAACUUUGCAGCCUGAUCCUAGAACUCAAAUAACAUAUGUCCUUAGCACACUUGCAAAAGACUUUCCUCUAGUUGAAACUUUAUUAGUGUCCACUCCAUUUGUCCAGGUUGAUUUAAUACCUAAGCCCUUAACCACAUUUACUAGACUCAAGCAAUUGAAGCUAUUAGGUGUAAGAUUUAGAAAAAUCUUGCUGGACCUGACCUCUGCUUUUUUGGAGGCGGCUCCAUCAUUGGUUGAACUUGAGAUGGAUCUCCAUCUUCCCUGCAGUGAGGAAGAACGGAUAAAGCGCCAAAAGAUAAUAGAAGGAGCAGAUUACAGAGAGCACAAAAAGAUACCUCUUAAAGAAUAUUGUCAACAUCAGCGUCUCAAGAAAGUGGAGCUACGUGGUUUUUAUGCUUGUCCAAUUGAAUUUGACCUUGCCGUACUUCUGCUAAAAAAUGCUAUUCUGCUUGAGAAGAUGAGAAUUGUUCUAGAAAUAACACCUUAUUUAGGCGACGGUGAAUGCUGUGUUAUGGAGAUAUCCAAAACUAAAAUCGAGCGAGAGCGAAUUCUCAAAAUUCUGGGUCCGGAGGUGCCAUCUACAGUUAAUUUAGUACUCGAGUGAUCUUUCUUGUUAUUAUUUUCGUGGGGGGAAAUAUGUUCUUCCUGUGAAAAUUUUCAUGGAAGAAAACGAUGAAUAUUUAUUGUGCAGUUUACAUGAUGAUUUA